CUAAUCGAGCUGUGUGUCAUGCAGAUCAGAUUAUAUACUCAGGGAUAAAAUAAUAAUUUUUGAGCAAUUCUUCAAUAUAUUCAAACAUGGUGUGGCCUCAUUGUGAUGGGAGAGACCUUCAUGAAGAACACGACCGAGUCUACACUCCACACUAACAUCCUGCGAGAAGCGUAUUUCUGCUUUGGAAGGGAGCCAGCCCAUCUCCCUGGAUGCCCCUGAAACACUCCCCAGUGCCGGCCACCAACCGCUGGCCAGUUGACCUUGCUCCUACUCCCACGCAGGCCACACUCCUUUCCAGAAGAUUCGCUCCACCACAGACCCUCAUCCGGAGGGCCCGCCCUAUCAGGAAAUGGCAAAACGGGGCUCUAGUGGGGAGAAGAUUGCAUAAUGCACAGCUGGUGGCCAAACCUGUCCCGGGUGUUCACAUGGGUCGUUCUGGAAUGAUUUUCGGCAGGCGAAUUCCUGCACACCUUGUGAAAGGCAGGAGAUGGAAAACUCUGGGACUUGUCACACCCAUUAAACAAUACGGGGCGAAGGACGAGGGAGGAAGGAACAUGGUGGACAGGCUGAGAAGCAGAAAGCCAGCAAGGAACAAAGGGCUCGCCAACACGAGACAAGACAGCUCGAGGAGGAUGGAGGGAAGACAGGGGUUGAGGCAGGUCCAGCCGGCCUCAUUACCAGUAAGACUCGAGGUGGAUGGAAAGGUGACAGGAUUACAGAAGAUGCCUGCACAGUACGCUUAUUACGGGCCGGGGGAGCAGCACGGUGCCUACCUCCUGCACCGCGCCGGAAAGAUCGUCCGGGUCACCUACAUUGCCGACCAGAGAGGCUUUCGACCCAAGUUUAGGUCCUUUAGCAGCAAUGCAGAACUCGACGCUUUCCUGGAACAGCACACUGUCCCCUCAGCCUUGCACAGCGGUGACACCUCCCUGCACACCAUUGGUGGCAUCCCCACUAUUGUUCCCGUCCAGAAUAACCUAUUAAACGGUGCCAUACCAGCUGCUGAUGGAGGGACUAGUCUGUUGACGACACCCAUUAGUGACCAUACUGCCGCACCAACUCUACACACCCUUUCUCCAAUCACACCUGCAGGUAAAGCCACCUCACCACCCAGAGCCUCCAGCAGCGCCACCACUACUACUGCACCACAGGAAGAAAGGACUACCACUACACGACCAGCUGAAGACUCUGCAGCCAUCACCAAACCCCAAGAUGAUGCCAUUGCCACCCUGACAUCGUCAGAGGAUGAUAUGUCCACCACAUUGCCAAAGGAGCCAAGUAGUGUCACCACCCUGACGCCAGGCCUCGACAUCACCGCCACCGUUGCAUCACCUGGAGAUGAUGACAGCACCAUUACUACAGCAUCAUCAGAAGACAUCACCACUACCACAUCACCCAAAAACACUACAAGUAUCACUGAAUCAACUGAGGACAUUGCAAUCAACUUGCAACUCAAUGAACAAGAUCUGACAUCGUUUCAAGACUUCACCACCACAUCACAGACAGAAGCCAUCACAUCAUCUGAAGACAUAACCAUCAUGACUACAUCACCAAGGGACUUUGCUGUCACUGCCAUUACAGAAAUUCCCACUACUGUUGCAUCCCCAGGCAGUGUUUUAGCCAUCAGUGAAGGGUCUGAGGGGAAUACUGUCAUCAGUCUCGUCAUCGAUGCCACCCCUGACACAACCAGUGUCAGUAGCUUUCUACCUGAUUUCACCAGUUUCCCUAGUGGUGAUAUAACAGACAAGAAUAUACAAACCACAACAAAUGGCAUUACCAUAUUUAAUGCCAGCGAAACGCUGAAUGAUAUCACUCCCGCACCUCAAGAAGAUACAUUGGAUGACAUCACCCUCACCACCAAAAUGACCACACCUGACGCUGCCUUCACAGAUUCACUCAAUGAUAUUACUUAUCUUACCAGUUCUGAGGAAACUACCACUGUCCUUUACACGCCCACUCCUACCCGCAGCACCACCAUAUAUCUUGUCAAUAACUCCACUGAACAUGACACCACCACCACCACCACUCUCCCCGAUAGAACAACCUCUGCUACUACAGUUCCUGAUGACAUGACUACUGCUACCUCCACAUUUGAUGACAACAUUACUGUAACAGCAGAUGAUCCCUCCACAACCACUCCAAGUACCAAUGCCAAUACCACUCAUACUAGUAACAAAACCAAUGCUGCCACUAUUACUAUGAGUGGUGCAGUUAUAACAAGCUCCUCCAUUGAAAUCACCACACUGAGAGACAUAACUAUCACCACGUUGAGUGAAAACAUCGACACCUUCAGCCUUACAGACACUACCACCGAUAUAAGUGAUAUCCCUGUCACGAAUCCUGUGACUGAGGUUACCAUUAUGUCAACAGACGCCACCACCACGCAGACAGAUGGCACCAUUGAGACUGGUAAUGACGUCUCUCCUUUACCUUCACCACUGACACCUAAUAUCACCAGUACCUCAGAGGAAGAUGAAGAGGUCCUCACUACUCCAUCAGCUGUGUCCUUCUAGUUUGGCAGAACGCUUUCUCAACUUUAGCUUGAGUGCUAUAAUGGAUGGCAAGCACAUUUCCCUCCAGGAAUGAGGAUGGCAGGUAAACAUCAAGGUAAUGAAGGAUGCAUUGUCACCUUCAGGAGCACCGGAAUGAUAAAUCUUCAGUGUCUAGAAACAAUUUAGCAACUGCUGACUUUAUUUAAAUAACGUCAUUUCAAAGUACUAAUUUACAAGGUUAAAUGGUUGUUCAUGAACCAGAAAAUGUAUCUUUAAUUACCAUACGGAAGUCUGUCCCACCACCAAUGGCCGCAAUGCAAUGUAUGUUUUCCCCUGCCCUAUAAAUAAAUGUAUUCAUACA
This is a messenger RNA of Scylla paramamosain (green mud crab), 2853 nucleotides long. Its product is annotated as mucin-2-like. NCBI's taxonomy places the organism in Eukaryota, Metazoa, Arthropoda, Malacostraca, Decapoda, Portunidae. The record is from RefSeq and is a predicted model, not a curated record. The transcript is spliced from 4 exons. Bases 210 to 2513 code for a protein of 767 amino acids.